AUGCCAGUUUGCUCUCUUUUUCUUUGCUUUGUGUUUUGCGCCAUUUUUUAUGUUGGUGCGUCCUCAUACGAAGCGAUAGGCAUUUACUUUGGCACCAUUCUGAUGAAUGUUGUUUUCAGCCUGGUGCGCGCUGAGCUGAACAGUAGUGUCAUCGCUUUACUGGUGGUUGUGUUUCUUCUUUGCAUGUUUUACUGCCUCCGCCGUGCGCCUGCUCGGCGGAAGCAUCAUGAUACGAGGAAACCUGCAAUGAGUCCUGUCCAUGUGGCUCAUGACACACCCCGUGUGAAGCAGUUGAUGGGGAAGUAUGAGUUUACAGUAAGAGUGCGGGCAUGCGAUGCGAUGCUGCGCCGUCUCCCUCCUGAGGUAUGCUUUCGACUCCGCCUGUACCUCUCAUUGAUCCUCAGCAUCGUGUCGUGGAACCCUCGGCAAGUGGUAACGGUGAUUUACCGCGGGUUGGAUGUUGUGCGCAUUUGGAAUGCGAGAUGUUACACGGAGCGUACCGCAGCAAUUUGCAUUCGCAAUUGGAAGCACACAUCCCUUUCAGGGGAUGCGGUUCCCAGUCACACGACGGGGAAAAGAGGCGGCUGGACCUCAGCACAAGCAGUUAUUGCUAUUUGGCUGGAUUGA
This is a messenger RNA of Trypanosoma rangeli, 627 nucleotides long. RefSeq lists its product as uncharacterized. The record is from RefSeq and is a predicted model, not a curated record. Lineage: Eukaryota; Euglenozoa; Kinetoplastea; Trypanosomatida; Trypanosomatidae. Bases 1 to 627 code for a protein of 208 amino acids. The transcript has a single exon.